AAAUACAACUCCUAUCUUAGCAAACCAAAAUUACCACAAUGAGCUUUCCCAAACUACCGGCACAACAAUUCCUUCUUUCUCAAAGUCACGAUUCUGUGCACCUAUCAAUACUAAAUCUCCGCCACAGCCACCGGAACCGCCUCUGCUACAACCAUCGGAACUACAACACCGCCACCGCCUCUGCCAAAAACACAACCGCUACGGCUCCGCCAUUUUUUUUAGUCAUUUUGUUUUCAAUGGAAGCAUAUGGAAAGCGAGGUCAUACAUAUCUGCGUGUAUUUUUUCGAUAGUCCGAAUCAGAGCUCCAAGAACAGAACGUAAAUGGCAGCUCCUUCAUCUUCAUCAUUGUUAUCCAAGGCAGGACCGGCCUUGCGCCGUCAAGUAGUCAAUUUGACAGCUGCUGCCGCUGAUAGAAUACGCCAGCUCCUCCAGCAGCGACAACGCUCUUAUCUUCGUCUCGGCGUCAAGGCUCGCGGCUGCAAUGGCUUGUCCUACACCCUGAAUUAUGCUGAUGAAAAAGGGAAAUUUGAUGAGUUGGUUGAAGAUAAAGGUGUGAAAAUAUUGAUUGAACCUAAGGCUCUGAUGCAUGUUGUUGGAACAAAAAUGGAUUUUGUUGACGAUAAACUUAGAUCCGAGUUCAUUUUUAUUAAUCCAAACUCAAAAGGGCAGUGUGGUUGUGGAGAAUCCUUUAUGACAACAAGCAAGGCAGAAGCUUCAAAGCGUGGUAGCAGUUGAGCAUUGUAAUCCAAUUUUACAUCUAGGAGUUAUAAGCUUCUAGGUUACUUGGAAAUUUAAGGACACUUCAACAAGUGGAAAAUAUUGAAUUAGGAUAUCUGAAUGACGUAUCAAUGUGAUAAGUCCAAGCAGUAUUUAUCUAUCAAAAGUUUAUCUUCUAACCAGAUAGAAUGAUUCAUUUUAUUAUACAAAGUAUCAUUAUGUUGCACAAAAUUUCAUAUGUAACAACAUUUUUACCCAUAUCAUUAUUUGAUGUAAAUAUUAACAUAUACUUUCAUAUAUUAAUAAAACUAUUGUGCUUGUUUUUGGUGCCAUAGGGCAAAAAUAAA
Cannabis sativa is the source of this 1064-nucleotide messenger RNA. RefSeq names its product iron-sulfur assembly protein IscA-like 1, mitochondrial. Bases 322 to 735 code for a protein of 137 amino acids. The record is from RefSeq and is a predicted model, not a curated record. NCBI's taxonomy places the organism in Eukaryota, Viridiplantae, Streptophyta, Magnoliopsida, Rosales, Cannabaceae. Gene Ontology annotation, cellular component: cytoplasm; mitochondrion. Gene Ontology annotation, biological process: iron-sulfur cluster assembly. Gene Ontology annotation, molecular function: 2 iron, 2 sulfur cluster binding. The transcript is spliced from 5 exons.